This is a messenger RNA of Lineus longissimus, 2225 nucleotides long. RefSeq lists its product as uncharacterized. NCBI's taxonomy places the organism in Eukaryota, Metazoa, Nemertea, Pilidiophora, Heteronemertea, Lineidae. The record is from RefSeq and is a predicted model, not a curated record. Bases 160 to 681 code for a protein of 173 amino acids. The transcript has 2 exons.
GGUCUUGGCCGGAAACGGUCUGCUACUGCACCAGCUUAAAUGGUUAACAUUCACUUUACCAUGGUUUCGGCCUACUGUCGUUUCCCUGGGCAGGUGAUCCAUGGCUGGAUGUAUUUCGAUUAGGACAAAGAUUACUGUUCAAUUUCUCUUCCAGCAUAAAUGGACAACACCCGCCCAAAGACAAGGGGGAAUAAAGCGAGGGAUGCAGGCAGGAAAGGCAAGAAAGGCACUCGUAAACGUUCGUCCGAACAAGGGGAUGGGCAGCGUGGAGCAAAGCGCACUAAACGGGAUCAACCGGCUGAUAACGUUGGCAUUGGUUAUCAGGACAUGACCCAGACAUGCAAGGACAUGAUGGCGAACAUGAAUCUCAUGAUGACAAACAUGAACAAGUUCUUUGCCACAAAGGCACUUUCCCAGGAUCCUGUAACUAUCGAGGACACGGACGCAGCUGGCGAGGUCGCUGGGGCUGAGGCCAACGAGGCAUCCGAGGACACUGGAUUGUUUAAUACCUGCAUUUCUGAGGCGGGCACCUUGGGCGGAUGCGACGCCCACUCUUAUCCCUCCAAACCUGUACCCGGAUGGAUGGAAUCUGCGCUCAUAGAAUUGCGUGGCAAUCAGCUACUAUGUCUGCUUAUCGCAGAUCUUGGGAGAAUUUUUCUCAAUUCUACAAUGACUACAUAGGCGGUAACUUAAGCCUACCCAUAUCCAUACCAUGUUUGACUCUCUUCAUCGCAUUUUUGCAUGGGCGGGGGUUUUCUCCCUCCUCCAUAGCGUCAUGCAUGUCAGCUAUAGCAUAUUUGCACAAACUUCGUAAUCUACCUGAUCUGACAAAGUCAUUUGUCGUAAGUAAAUUAAUCUGCGCCGCUAAGAAUUUACGCGCGCAACCAGACAUCCGCCUGCCUGUUACCAAAGAAAUUCUUCACAAACUGCUGGUUGCGACACCUCGGGUGACUUCAUCACACUACAAGUCAGUUAUGUUUCAGACCGCAUUGGUUCUUGGCUUCAACGCCUUCCUGAGGAUUGGGGAGAUGCUUCCUUCGUCUAAAUCCUGUGCAGCCAACUGCCUUCACCUGCACGACCUCAUAAUCCAAUCAGAUGGGCUAAUACUCUCCUUCCGGAGAUUUAAGUCUAGCAAUACUCAGGGUUCUCAAACCCUGAGGUUAUCGGCCAAGACAAGCUGCUGCCCUUUAGUGCAUACGAGGGAAUUUCUAGCUGUCCGGGGUUCAGCACCCGGGUUGCUUUUCUGUUACCCCUGUGGCUCCCCUUUCCUACGCAGAGAAUUCGAUAACACGCUUAAGCGUGCUCUCUCCUUUUGUGGUCUCGACUCGUCCCGCUUUAAAAGGCACAAUCUGCGCAUCGGGGCAGCAACACAGUCUGCUAUCGAGGGCAAAUCUGAUGCUUACAUACGGGCAGCAGGCAGGUGGGCGUCUGACGCAUUCCGCAAAUACAUUAGGAUCUUAUAACUACAUGUAGUUUCAUGAUAUUAUGAUGUAUACCGGGUCAGACUGAGGCUGCCCGACUUUGAUUAUCUCACUGUAACGGUAUUUCCCCAGUCAGACUUAGGCUGCUGGGUUUACGUUAACUGGCUCUAUAUUAUACGUGUUGGAGAGAGCAUUCUCUGCCGGUUGUGGGGUGGCCUCAAUGACUUUCGGCUUGUGGCGGUACCCUCUCAACCGUUUCUGCAAAUUGUCUAUUUUAAUAUGCUUUUGGUCACAUGACCCACAAGUCCAAUCUCUAUUGUCAACCAUGGUCAUGUAACGCAUUUAGUUUCAUACCCUUGCUAGGGUAUCUUAUUUCAUGUUUUGCAGACAAUGCUCUCUCUUGUAAUUUGUAAAAUAAAUAUAUUCCUCAUAUCUUGGCCUAAUCGGCCCAUAAUCAAUCUAUAUAACGUGUUGUGUUAGUCAUCCUGAGUAUCUGGUGCAUAAAUAUAUAUUAUGAGGGAGACAUCCAUCAUAAUAGGUUUUAUGCUAAGAUGCUCCAGUUUGGCUAGUAGGCCUAUCGAUCAUUUGGGGUCACGUCUGUCAUGACUCAUACUAUCCUACUUAGGGGACAUCGCCGCGCGGGUCUACCUCAUUCGAGAGAAGUAGUUCAAGAUUCAUGAUCACGUUGUCUACAAAAUUUCAUCUUUAACUUUUGGCCAUCCGCCUCCCCAUCCACCUUCCUCGUAUCAAACGAUAAUGUAUUAAUUGCACCUUCCGGUGCGGAUGUUCUUUUAUAAAUUCAAU